CGCUGCGGGCGAUGGCGGCGGUGCUGGCGCGCGGGUUGGCGCGCGUCUGGGUGGCGCGGGCGCGCGCUGGGCAGCGCUGCCGCUGCGCGGCCGGCGGGCAGGACGGAGAGGUGGGCAAGGCGCAGCGGGUGGCCGCCGAGGUGGGGACGGAGCCCACCAUCUUCAGCCGGAUCAUAGCCCGCAGCGUGCCGGCCACCAUCCUGUAUGAGGAUGAUGAGUGCCUGGUGUUCCGCGACGUGGCUCCGCAGGCGCCCGUCCACUUCCUAGUGAUCCCCAAGCGCCCCAUCCCUCGGCUGAGCCGCGUGGGUCCGCAGGAUGCGCAGCUUCUGGGACACCUGAUGGUGGUGGCAGCUCGCACGGCGCAGGCGGAGGGGCUGUCUGACGGCUACCGGCUGGUCAUCAACGACGGGAAGCACGGUGCCCAGUCGGUGUACCACUUGCACCUCCACGUGCUGGGCGGGCGGCAGAUGAACUGGCCCCCCGGCUGAGGUCCCCCGCCCCCCUUAGGUUACCCCACAAUAAAGUUUCUUGGGGACACGCA
Messenger RNA from Tympanuchus pallidicinctus (lesser prairie-chicken), 541 nucleotides. It is a transcript of the gene HINT2, whose product is annotated as histidine triad nucleotide binding protein 2. Gene Ontology annotation, cellular component: cytoplasm; mitochondrion. Gene Ontology annotation, molecular function: hydrolase activity. The record is from RefSeq and is a predicted model, not a curated record. Bases 12 to 488 code for a protein of 158 amino acids. NCBI's taxonomy places the organism in Eukaryota, Metazoa, Chordata, Aves, Galliformes, Phasianidae. The transcript is spliced from 5 exons.